Messenger RNA from Seminavis robusta, 1407 nucleotides. NCBI's taxonomy places the organism in Eukaryota, Bacillariophyta, Bacillariophyceae, Naviculales, Naviculaceae. The record is from the annotation of a GenBank genome assembly.
AUGGCACUCUUUCGUCGCCAUGCAGAAGCCAUGGCACUCCUCACUUUCAAAGCCUCCAUCUUUGCUCUUGUCGUCCUUGGAGCCACAGCUGCCAGGGAUGUUGUGCAGGAGGUCACCAACUGGAACACCAACAUCUCCUCGGCUGACCGAGACUCAAAGUACUGUCGUAUGAAGAAAAGUCCCUUCAUCUUCUACCGAGGUACAAACCACUUGUUCUGGAAAGACUUUGCCCAUGAUGCUCGAUUGGACACCUACGGCAGCGAAGAGACAGUGACUUGGAUCCAAGGAGAUUUGCACGUAGAGAACUUUGGAUCCUUUGAGAAUGACCAAGGCCAAGUCAUCUAUUCCAUCAAUGACUAUGAUGAAAGCAUUGUGGCAGACUAUCAGUAUGAUGUGUGGCGUAUGGCAAUCAGUCUCGUCCUCUGGUUGAACGAACGGAAUGUUACUGAUCAGACCACGCAGGAUGCCGUCAUUGAUGCCUUUACUGAGUCGUAUCUUGAUACCAUGGCAUCCUACCGCGGAAACAGCGACGAGACCAACAAGAUCUUCACCAAGAGCAACACGUAUGGCAAGCUCGACAAUUUUCUAAAUGCCGUAGAAAAAGACGAGAGCCGUCAAAAGAUGCUUGCCAAGUGGUGCCUCAUGUCCAACGGAAGCCGGUACUUUGACUUGACCUACUACAAGCUGGAGAAUGCAAGUGAAGUCAAAAAGGCAGAUAUACAAGCAGCCUUGGAUGCUUAUGUUGCCAGUACCUCCUAUAGCAACAAAGGAACCGGUACGGGGGAAUACUUUGACAUCAAGGACAUUGCCAAGCGUGUGGCGGCAGGAACGGGAAGCCGAGGCCGUGAACGCUACUAUAUCUUGGUGGAGGGACCAUCCGAGGAUCAGGAUGACGAUAUCAUUUUGGAUGUCAAGCUUCAAUCUCAUCCUACCCCCUAUGUUUACUUGGUGAACGACAACACUCGGGCAGAUUACGACGCCCACUUUCACGGUAACCACGCCGAGCGACAUGCCGUUGCUUACAAGGCGCUAAUUGACGAGGCCGACAAUCAUCUGGGCUGGAUGCACCUUCCUAAUACCAGUGGUGGCUACUUUAGUGUUCGUGAACGUUCUCCUUUCAAGAAAACCUACGACCCAGAUGGCGACGACUCGGGAGUUACCAAUACGGGAGAUUACGAAGAACUCGCAGCGCAAUGGGGUGCCGUUUUGGCCACAGCCCAUGCCCGUGCAGACCAAGAUACGAAUGAAUAUGUGACCAAGAGCGUCGACAAGCAAAUUGAUAUUCUCACGGAUGGCCAUCACUCGGAAUUUCGCGCACAAGUCCGCCAUAUUGCCUACGACUAUGCGAAUCAGGUGGUUGCAGACUACAACACUUUUGUGGCCAACCUUGCCCGCAGCAGCUGUUGA